AUGGUCAAUAUGGCCAACCUCAAUGGGAGCUUCGCCUCGCCAUCGGCGGAUGCGACGGUCUCGCCUCAACUUUUCGCGCCGGCCGGCCUGGUCGCCACCAUACUGGAUGGCUUCACUAUCUGGAAGGGCCUGCUGACGUUCUUGGUCAUUGCAGUCCUCUAUGAUCAGUUCAAGUACCACUACCUUAAGGGUGCCAUUACUGGCCCCAUGUACAAGAUCCCCUUCAUGGGCCCAUUCCUUGAAUCAGUCAACCCCAAAUUCACCGAAUACAAGGCCAAAUGGGACAGUGGAGACCUCAGCUGUGUUUCCGUCUUCCACAAGUUCGUCGUGAUUGCCUCGUCUCGUGAUAUGUCCCGUAAGAUCUUCAACUCGCCCGGCUAUGUCAAGCCCUGUGUUGUGGAUGCCGCGCACAAGCUUCUCGGCAAGACCAACUGGGUCUUCUUGGAUGGCAAGGCCCACGUGGAUUACCGCAAGGGUCUGAACGGAUUGUUCACUCGCCAGGCUCUGGCCAUGUAUCUGCCCCGCGCCGAGGAGGUAUUCAACUCCUACAACCAGCACUUCCUCAAGAAGUCCGCCGCCACCAACUUCACCCCGACCCCCUGGAUGUCCGAGUUCCGUGAGCUUAUGUGUGCUCUGUCUUGCCGUACCUUUGUCGGUUACUACAUCUCGGAUGAGGGUGUGCAGAAAAUUGCCGAUGACUACUAUCUGAUCACUGCUGCCCUCGAGCUAGUCAACUUCCCUAUCAUCCUUCCUUACACUAAGACCUGGUACGGCAAGAAGGCCGCCGAUAUGGUGCUUGAGGAGUUCACCAAGUGUGCGGCCAAGUCCAAGGCCCGCAUGGCUGCUGGUGGUGAGAUCUCUUGUAUCAUGGACGCCUGGGUUAAGGCUCAGUUGGAUUCCGCCGCGUACCGUGAGAAGAUUGAGAAAGGAAUCCAGGUCGAUUCUUCAGAAAAACCUAGCCAGGUUCUUCGUGAAUUCUCCGACUAUGAGAUUGCCCAGACUAUCUUCACCUUCCUGUUCGCUUCCCAAGAUGCUACCAGUGCCGCCUCCACCUGGUUGUUCCAACUGAUGGCCGACCGCCCUGAGAUCCUGGACAAGGUCCGUGAGGAGAACCUGAACAUCCGUAACGGCGAUCGCACUCUCCCCGCCACAAUGGAUAUGCUUGACAACAUGCCCUACACUCGCGCUGUUGUCAAGGAGACCCUGCGCUACCGCCCCCUCGAGACUGUCACCGUCGCCAAGGGCUCGAUGAUCAUUCCCUCCGUGUGGCCCGCAUGCCACGACGAGGAGGCUUACCCUAAUGCCGACUCAUUUGAUCCAGACCGCUGGAUCACCGGUACCGCUGAGCAGCAGACCAAGAACUGGCUGGUUUUCGGUACAGGUCCCCACUACUGCCUGGGUCAGACCUACGCUCAGCUUUCUCUGAUGUCUAUGAUUGGAAAGGCCAGUAUGGUGAUGGACUGGGAGCACACCCCUACCCCCGAGUCAGAGGAUAUCAAGGUGUUUGCCACCAUUUUCCCCAAGGAUGACUGCCUUCUUACGUUCCGCCCCCGCGCUUAA
Molecule: messenger RNA, 1560 nt
Organism: Penicillium coprophilum
Lineage: Eukaryota; Fungi; Ascomycota; Eurotiomycetes; Eurotiales; Aspergillaceae
Gene: erg5
Product: C-22 sterol desaturase erg5
Exons: 5
Coding region: 1-1560 (519 amino acids)
Biological process (GO): sterol metabolic process
Molecular function (GO): iron ion binding; oxidoreductase activity, acting on paired donors, with incorporation or reduction of molecular oxygen; monooxygenase activity
Source: RefSeq, a predicted model, not a curated record